This is a messenger RNA of Linum tenue, 1994 nucleotides long. The record is from the annotation of a GenBank genome assembly. NCBI's taxonomy places the organism in Eukaryota, Viridiplantae, Streptophyta, Magnoliopsida, Malpighiales, Linaceae.
CAGCCCAAUCAUGUUAAGCCUCGUAGCAAAAAGCCCAAAAUAGAAUUACUUUCCCAAACGGGCCCAAAUCGCAUAAUUGAAUACGACAAUCGCUUUAUUAGAUCAGUAAUCCGACUAAUUGACCGCCACCGGUAUCGGCAGAGAUCCGCCGGCUGUCGUCUCCGUUCUUUCUCCCUCUUUCGCUUUGUCGGUUGUCUCUUCCUAACGGAGGAUUGAUCGAUCGUACGGGCAAGCGGUUUUCAGAAAUUGCCGAUGGCGAACGGCCAGAGUUCUGACUCGUCCGCGUUGCAAAAGUAUGGCAUCCCUUUCUAUUCCGCGGCUUGGGUCCCGUACAAGGAACUCAAAUCCAAGCUCGAUCAGGCUCGAUCUGAUGACAAGCGGGAAGAAGAAGAAUCAAGCAAGGAAUCUGAUGCUUCCGCUCCGGCGGACAAAGAUGGGGAUUCUGUUGAUGAGGGACCGUCUACUGCAGAAGCGCAGAAGACCGAUGGACCAGCUGCGUCGGAGUAUUACGUGGUUUUGGCUGGUGGCGGCGGCGAAGGGCGAAGCGGCAUAGCGAAUGCAAUUGUUGUUGCUCGUUUCGAUUUCGCUUCGAGUGCUCUCUCGCCGCAGCCCGUAGCUAAGCUUGUUCUUGGUUCAGAGUUGCCUUAUAGAAUGGCUGUUCACCCAAAAGGGGAUGGAUUAAUAUGUGCUAUGCAAAACAGUUGCAGGUUCUUUGAAUGGGAUGAGAUCGAGGAGAACGAAACUCGCAAACUGGAUGUCAAAGUUUCGGAGAAAGCCCUGGAUCUGUUACAAGAUGUUGGACAACAAUUAGCGUUAGCCUAUGACACUGACAGUUCCACUCUUGCUGUCGGUGGUGAGGAGGGAAACUUGAGGAUUUUUAAAUGGCCAAGCAUGGAAGUGAUUCUGAAUGAGGCUCAAGCACAUUCUUCUGUGAAAGACUUGUGUUUCAGCCCUGAUGGCAAGUUUCUCAUCUCCCUUGGGAGUCGUGGUCCUGGUAGAGUAUGGGAUGUACCUUCAGCAAAAGUUGUAGCUUCGUUGCCAAAUGGAACUGAUGAGGUGUUCUUCUCUUGUAGAUUUGCGCAAAGUAGGGAUAAUUCUCUAAUACUGUAUAUUGCUGCCAUAACAGGUAAAGGUGGAAGUAUAGUGACAUGGAACACAAGUUCUUGGAAAAGGUCGCGCUCUAAGCAUGUGGGUCGUGAUUCCAUUUCUUCCUUCAAUGUCUCGCCUGACGGAAGGCUCCUUGCAAUUGGUACAACCCAAGGGGACGUGGUAGUUGUAGAUUCAACCAAGAUGGGAGUUCAGAUGGUCGUUAGGAAAGCUCAUCUUGGAUUUGUAACUGCGUUGGCCUUCUCACAUGACUCAAGGGCUUUGGUAUCUGCUUCUAUGGAUUCCAGUGCACGAGUAACGUUGAUAAAGGAGAAGAAAAGCGGUAUGUACAAUCAAAUUAAAGCAAAUAGAGGAUCAAGCUGGUGGAUCAUUAUUCUCAUCGUAUUACUCGCAGUCCUCGUAUAUUUCCUGAUGGAAGAAGGCCUUCUCCCUGACUUUGACUAGUCGCUUUCGGUAUCCGGUACCAUAUGAAGGGCUUAUACAACAACACAAGCAUUGCAAUGUAAAAUAUGCAGAAUCCGGCGACUCUGUUUCUGUUGGAACCUAACUAGGUUGAGUAUCACCCUUUAAACGCCCAACCCAACUCGACAUUUUUUGUGCCAAUAAAGGGAAAACAAAUACGACUGUUUGACGAUGUAAAGUGAUGUAUGUUUGGAAACAAGCUUAGAACACUGAAUUGUAUACCUGCAUUAUCUAUCCAUGAGCAUAUGAGAUGCGAUGACUGCAGAAUGUGAAUGUUAUCAGAAGCUUCUGCUUGAUUGUUGCAGCUCCGCGAUAUGGACAAGCGCGCGAUAUGCAUAAUGUAUGAUGCGCCUUAAUGAAUAGUUCCAUGAAGCCAUAUUCCAUGUUGGCUUGUGAUUGUGGUACCUUGUUGGCUGUUGCAGGCU